AUGGGCAGCACUCAGUCCGCUGAAAAGGUGAAGAGCGUCGAGGACUCGACCAGCCAGGGAAAUCCCGGCAUUUUCUGCACACCUCUCCCCGGUUUCAUAAGCAAAAUCCAAAGAAUUCUCGUCCGCAAGCUGAGCAUUUCGGCCAGGAAACAAAAGCGACUGAGCAGGCGGUCCAAGCAAACCCUUCGUCCCAUGCCCCGCUGCUCAUCCUUUGGCUCCAGCGGCACUCUGCUGACGACGCCCGGCAAGAAAUCGGUUUCCACUCUGGCCGAUCGUCGCUAUGCCCAAUGGAAGUGCAGCUUCGAGCAUUUGGCCCAGAAGCAGCAGCGACUCCACGACAUCAGCGAGGCCUUCACGGUGCAAACUACUCCGCGGGGCUUCCCCUCGCACACGGAUCCCAAGAGGUGUCUGCUCCAGGAGGAGUCGCCCAUUCCGGAAUCCCCGCUCUUCGACAUGGUCGGUGGCCAGAAGAUCCGUCGCCGUUUGAGUCUGCGCAACCACGCCACCACUCUGAAACGCUCGUCGGCCCGCCAGAAGGCCGAACAGGCCAAGAUCGACGAACAGUUCCAGCGGGAUCUCCGCGAUCUGGAGGAGUACUACGGCGGCUUCCACUUCGCCCAGUGCCGCGAGCGAUUGGUCAAGAUCUAG
Drosophila takahashii is the source of this 648-nucleotide messenger RNA. RefSeq names its product nullo (gene nullo). The record is from RefSeq and is a predicted model, not a curated record. NCBI's taxonomy places the organism in Eukaryota, Metazoa, Arthropoda, Insecta, Diptera, Drosophilidae.